AUGACGGUGUGGAUGGCAUACAAUAAUGGUCCAGGCAAAGUCCUUCCUUUAACCAAUUUCUGUCGACCCCCAACGGUACCAAAACUUAUCCAUAGCGAGGAAACCGAGGACACAGUAUCAUUCGUCGCAGUGAAAGCAAGACAACAGCCAAAGAAAUCUCGCGAACAAAAUAAUACUGAUCCAAUGGAGGACGAAAGCAAUGAUGAAAGAGUCGACACGUACAGCAAAUUAUUUCUCUGUCCUGAACAAGGCUGCAUUAAAUCAUUCCACACGUACUCUUCUCUAGAAAGACAUUUGCAUUGUGACAACCAUACCUACGUACUAGAGCAUGAAACCCUUUAUGACAAGGCUAUGAAGCUAUAUGCAACAAAACUGGAAGAAGGAUCCAGUAAAAUCUACAAGAAACAGUGACGGCUCGUGACUUUUUAACAAGGGCGACUUUUUAACACCGCAGCAGAUUGCAAGUUUCUUCUCACGAUUGGCGAAAAAAAGAAGGGAAAAUACAGCAGGCGAUAAAGAUAAUGAAGAAAGGGGUGAUGGUGAUGACAAUGACUACGAGGAAGACGAUUUAAAUAAGAAAGAUUUCGAAAAGAGAAAAGGACAAGAAAUCGAAGAAUUAUCAGCUUCCUUGAUUGACGCAAUUGGCCUGAAGCAUCCAAUAAUGUUCGAUAGGCACAAUAUUUGUGAAUUAACAAAUCAAAGAAAACUUUCCAAAUUCUCUGUUUACAUGCUACAAGAAAUUUGUUCUUCAUUCGAACUUAAUAUUACUGACAGCACUGGCAAGCGCAAAUUCAAAAAACCGUACAUUGAUUUGCUAGAAAAACUGGUUCAAAGUUGCGGUUGCUGA
Messenger RNA from Paramuricea clavata, 847 nucleotides. NCBI's taxonomy places the organism in Eukaryota, Metazoa, Cnidaria, Anthozoa, Malacalcyonacea, Plexauridae. The record is from the annotation of a GenBank genome assembly.